UCCCUACAGGGUGAUAUGGUCAAAACUACAUUUUUGGAUAAACUCUGCAAAAUCAGGACGCUGGGACACUUACAAGAAAAGGAUGUGGUCAAAACCCAUUUAAAACCAGCAUGCUGUCCUAAUAAGAUCGGGUGUAGAGGUCGCUGUUUGUCGUGUCGUCUCUGGUUAUUAUCAUGCCCGAUCUAUGAGUCAAUAAUUCAACGCCAACAAUACCGAAACUCAACAGAGAGCGACUUCACAACAAAUCAGCGUGACAUGGAGCCCACCAACUUACAGAAAGCUAUAGCUAUAGCCAACAAAGCUUCACAAGAGGACCAGGCUGGAAAUUAUGAGGAAGCCGUUCAAUCUUAUCAACAUGCUGUGAAAUAUUUUCUGCAUAUAAUAAAACGUGAACCGCAGGGUAAGGAGGGCAAUCAGAAGAUCAGAGAUAAGUGUAAGCAGUAUCUAGACAGAGCAGAAGAGCUCCGAGACUAUCUUGAUAAGAAAGAGAAAGCUAUAGAUCUGGCCGGUAAGGCGGCUCAGGAGGACAAGGCUGAAAAUUAUGAAGAGGCCCUGCGUCUGUAUCAACAUGCUGUUCAAUAUUUCCUGCAUGUUGUCAAAUAUGAAGCACAGGGUGAUAAGGCCAAACAAAGCAUUCGGGCCAAAUGUGCUGAAUAUUUAGACCGAGCGGAGAAGCUGAAAGAGUAUUUGAAGAAGAAAGAGAAAGCCCCGGCGAAACCGGUGAAGGAGUCUCAAUCCAGCGACAAAGGCAAUGAAAGCGAUGGAGAAGGAGAAGAUCCAGAGAAAAAGAAAUUUCAGAAUCAACUCUCAGGAGCCAUUGUCAUGGAGAAGCCGAACAUUAAAUGGAAUGAUGUUGCUGGGUUGGAGGGAGCCAAAGAGGCUUUGAAAGAAGCUGUCAUCCUACCAAUCAAAUUCCCACACCUCUUCACAGGUAAAAGAACUCCCUGGAGGGGCAUCCUUCUCUUUGGGCCUCCUGGAACAGGCAAAUCUUACCUGGCCAAAGCAGUCGCAACAGAAGCCAACAAUUCCACCUUCUUUUCCAUCUCCUCCUCAGACCUGGUGUCCAAGUGGCUGGGAGAGAGUGAAAAGCUGGUGAAGAAUCUGUUCACUUUGGCUCGAGAGCACAAGCCCUCUAUUAUCUUCAUUGAUGAAAUCGAUUCGCUCUGCGGCUCCAGGAGCGAGAAUGAAAGUGAAGCAGCUCGCAGAAUCAAGACCGAGUUUCUGGUUCAGAUGCAAGGUGUAGGCAAUGACAAUGAAGGGAUCCUGGUGCUGGGAGCCACAAACAUCCCCUGGACGUUGGAUUCUGCCAUCAGGAGACGGUUUGAGAAACGUAUCUACAUUCCUCUGCCGGAAGAGCACGCUCGUGGGUUCAUGUUCAAGCUGAAUCUAGGCAGCACGCCUAACAGUCUCACCGAAUCAGACUUCGUGACUCUGGGCAAGAAGACGGACGGUUACUCGGGUGCUGACAUCAGCAUCAUCGUCAGAGACGCCCUCAUGCAGCCCGUCAGGAAGGUUCAGUCCGCCACUCACUUCAAACGGGUACGAGGACCGUCAAGGAAUGAGCCGAAUGUCGUAGUCGAUGACCUCUUAACCCCUUGCUCCCCAGGAGAUCCACAGGCUGUAGAAAUGACAUGGAUGGAAGUCCCCGGAGAGAAACUUUUGGAGCCAAUUGUUUCCAUGUCGGACAUGCUGAGGUCCCUCGCCAACACGAAGCCCACCGUCAACGAGCAGGAUCUGGAGAAGCUGAAAAAGUUCACCGAGGACUUUGGACAGGAGGGCUGAACAGAGCCGGUCUCCCGAAACCAAAGCAAACAGAUUGCGAUUGUAACAUCUUCUCUCUUGCCCUUCACACGCCCCUCUCUUCCUUUCGUACCCACGCUCUCCCUCUGACCGACGAGCCCCUUCAGCUCAGGCUAAAGGCUAGAUGUAAUUUGAAAUGUGCAUCUCUUCAAGCCCACCUCAGUUUUCCUUCACACGUUAAUAGCUGCUCUGCCUGCAAGGCUGCCAUCAGUACCUGGUGACCAUCAUGCAUCUUUGAUCCUUAAUAAGCGGUCUCGAUCACAAUUAUCUGUGCUUUCUAUGAAUAACACAGUCAGCAGUACCUAAAACAAUUAGAAAUUAUUAUUUGUUCCUUUCAUGAAGUGACUAAACUAAUAAUAAUGUCAGUUUUGUUUACGGUCACGUAAAUCCGAAUGGACAAUAACACACGAAGGCUUUCCAGCUCCCAUUUGCUUUUGUCGGCCGUGCUGUUUGUCGUUUUGGACUUCGUUCACAAGGGUAGUGAGAUGUGUCUUUCCGGACAGAGCCAUGUAUUCAUUUUCAUUUGAGAAAGCCAUGGUUUGAAUCUGCAUCGGCAUUCGACGUAACACCUAGAGAUCCGCGUUCAACAAUUCAGGCUCUAUUUGCAUAUACUACGUAUGGUUUUUUCUCCAUGUACAUUGUUACUUUCAGUAUAUUACUGUAAAAUGUGCUAUUCCUUUACUGAGAUGAGUUACAUUAUAUGUUCAGGGGCCAAUGUCGGACAUUUUGUUGUAAGUUCACUUGCUGAGGCUCAGCACACAAUGUGCCUUCUUCGCAUUUUCCUCCUGUCUGUUUGUCUCUUUCGAUCUGCGUACACAUAGAUGCACAGAUGAUGCUUACUGAUGGCUAUAUAACUGAAUUUUUAUAGGCAGAAGGUUUGGGAAUGAUUGGAUGAUAUUUGCACAUUUCAUUUCAAACUUUACAAACAAUAUAUAUGAUAUAUAUAUAUAUAUCAAUCUGUAUACAGCUCCUAUGCACUUAUAGGGUGUUUGGUUUGCCAUUUAAAAACCUAUAAGACAUUGUACUAUUAGAAUAACAAUUUAGAAAAGAUGUGUUUGGUUUGUUUUAAGGAUAAGUCUCGUUAAACAGACUGCUUGCGGACAGUUUAAAAGUGGUUUAUCUCGUUCGUUUUACUAUUCACAUGUAAAUAAAGGUUGGAAUUAAA
Puntigrus tetrazona (Sumatra barb) is the source of this 2965-nucleotide messenger RNA. RefSeq names its product vacuolar protein sorting 4 homolog B (gene vps4b). The transcript is spliced from 14 exons. NCBI's taxonomy places the organism in Eukaryota, Metazoa, Chordata, Actinopteri, Cypriniformes, Cyprinidae. Gene Ontology annotation, molecular function: ATP hydrolysis activity; ATP binding. Bases 16 to 1782 code for a protein of 588 amino acids. The record is from RefSeq and is a predicted model, not a curated record. Gene Ontology annotation, biological process: endosomal transport; vacuole organization.